AUGCCUAGCCAAGAAGUCAUGUCCAAUCCAGCGGCGGCGGCUGCUGCUGCCGCCGACAUAACCGUCAUCUCUACUUCAGCCAGUGUGGAACAGAGCAAUUAUGCCGACGGCGCCCACCUACUUUACCAAUUUACCGGCGUCUACACCCGCGCCGAGGUCCGGCGUCAGGGACUUGGCCAGGCCUUGAGUAAAGUCGCGGCCGAAUAUGCGCACACCGACGCCCGACGGCGCGGCGGCCGCUGCCGGCUCGCAUUGGACGUGUACACGACAAAUACGGCUGCUAUUGCCUUUUAUCAAAAAUGCGGAUUCGUGGUGGGCGGGCCCCGGCCCGUCGACGAGGAUACUGACGAUGCUCGCCCUGAAGUGGUCAUGUAUUACCGUGAUACAGCAAGUGGGAUUGAGAAGACUGGUAAUGAUGCUGGAUGA
Messenger RNA from Pestalotiopsis fici W106-1, 426 nucleotides. RefSeq lists its product as uncharacterized. Lineage: Eukaryota; Fungi; Ascomycota; Sordariomycetes; Amphisphaeriales; Sporocadaceae. The coding region runs from base 1 to 426 and encodes 141 amino acids. The transcript has a single exon. The record is from RefSeq and is a predicted model, not a curated record. Gene Ontology annotation, molecular function: acyltransferase activity, transferring groups other than amino-acyl groups.